AUGGCAAGUCUAUUUCGUAAUUCUCGAUCUAUUAUUACACGAUUUUCUUGCAUUCGUCGUACUGCAGCAACAACAGGUGCUGGUACACAAGUAAAAACAUCUGGUGCUUCGACAACUCUUUCGCAAGCAUCACGUUCUGGUAAUGACGUUAAUAUGGCGGUACGAGAUGCUCGACAACGAUUAACCCCAACUGACCCAAUUAAGCCAAGACCUGCAGGCGAAUCACCUCUCAUGUAA
Molecule: messenger RNA, 237 nt
Organism: Rotaria sordida
Lineage: Eukaryota; Metazoa; Rotifera; Eurotatoria; Philodinida; Philodinidae
Source: the annotation of a GenBank genome assembly